Protobothrops mucrosquamatus (brown spotted pit viper) is the source of this 843-nucleotide messenger RNA. It is a transcript of the gene TMEM81, whose product is annotated as transmembrane protein 81. The transcript has a single exon. NCBI's taxonomy places the organism in Eukaryota, Metazoa, Chordata, Lepidosauria, Squamata, Viperidae. The record is from RefSeq and is a predicted model, not a curated record.
AUGACACUUAGGUCAUUUGAUCAGACAACUGAGUGGAUCCUAAAAGGACUCUUCAGGUGUGAUGAUGCCUAUUUUAUCGUUAAAUUGUUAGUAUUUGCUUUCUGACAACCUGUUUCCAUGGCUUCUAUUGGAACAAUUACCAUUCCUGUCAAAAUGAGAACUGCUACUGCCAGAGUUUCCAUCAGUUCCACCAGCUGCAGCGUGACCUGUGGCAUGGGUUACAAAGUUGAAGAAUCAUGUCAGAUUGGGCCUAAUGGUGAAAGAAGAUACUGUGAUAUUCAAAAAGUGGAGUGCUUGACCAACUGGCUCUGUGGGAUGCUCCAUUUCACUAUUCUUGUAGGUAAGCCUUUUGAAUUCCAGUGCUUGUCUCCUACAGAAAUUGGCCCAGAAAUCAACAGCUUCAGUUAUUCAUGGAGGAUAGCCAGAGGCAUCAUUACCACUGAUGAUGCUCUCUUUAAACCAUUCAAGACUACUGGCUUUGUCAUUAAGCUUUCCCCAGCCAAGGAAUACGAUGCAGGGACAUACCGGUGUGAUGUACAGUUCAUGAGAACCUAUAAGAUUGUCAAAAGAAUCUACUUUGGAAUUCGUGUGAUCCCUGGUCACUUGGUGGAUCUAAACUUUGACAAAUCCUUGACUCUGGAACAGCACUUGGCAAGUGAGAAGGAAAAAACCCAGCAGAAUGCCACCAGUGUUCCUGUCCCGAAGCAGCAGCACUUUUGGCGCCAAAGAACUCUUUUUGUAUUUUUAAUAGGCAUUGGAAGCGGUGUGGUAGGAGGAAUCUUGUUGCACAUUUUCUACUAUUUAGUGAAGGUUCCCAAUAAUUAUGGCUAUGUGGAGGAAUAA